Molecule: messenger RNA, 1122 nt
Organism: Ustilago hordei
Lineage: Eukaryota; Fungi; Basidiomycota; Ustilaginomycetes; Ustilaginales; Ustilaginaceae
Exons: 1
Coding region: 1-1122 (373 amino acids)
Source: RefSeq, a predicted model, not a curated record
AUGCGUGCAUCAUCCUCGGUAGCUGCUGGCUCGGCCAGGCUCAUCGCCUCUACCUCGCCAAGUGCUCGUCUCGCAUCGGCAUCACCACUGCGUCUGACCUCCUCUCCAACCCUAUUCACAUCACGAGCAACAGUUGCAUCGCCAACAAUAACAGCCUCGACAGGCUUUUCAGCACGUCGACCUCUUACAACGACCCCAGCACCGAAAGCAGCUGGCAUCAACCUAGUCAAAGCCACCAUCGCCCUCUCCCUCGUCGGUGUCACGUCUUAUCUUUUCGGUUCCAUGUAUCCACCACAAAUUGUCAAACUUAUUUUCAAACCUCCCUCCCCACCACGUUUGAAAAGCGAUGGACCAGAAGCAGAAGCUUACACUCGAGCGAUCGAAGACGCACUUCACUCCCUGCCCAUCAUUCAACCCCUCAAAUCAACCUCGGUAGCUCACGGAUCGGCAGCAGAACUCGAAGUUCUCCGAUCCCAAGGUAAAUCCAUCACAGACCUCGAUCCUUCCACCACCGUCCAAGUCCCCGCUCACGGCCGUAUCCCAGGCGCUAACGUCGCUGUCUCUGGUCCACCCGUGGAAGGAGGCGCUGCAGACACACACCAAUACAUCAUGACUCGUCCUUACCUCAAAUACAGUCGGGAGAAAGCUCAGCAUAACCUCACCGCUGGGUCGUUGCGUGGGCCUGGCAUGCUCGCCAUCCCACCUCUUGUGUUCACCAAAACCGGCAAAGGCGCACGCGAGCUGGGUGGUGCGGAAGGCGACUCCACUAUUGUUACUCACCUGGGUCCAAGUGUGUGUGGACAUGAUGGGAUCGUGCACGGUGGAAUGCUAGCAACAAUAUGCGAUGAAGCUUUGGCUCGAACUGCAAUGUACAAUCUGCCAGGCAAGGUCGGAGUUACAGCCAGACUAGAGAUCGACUAUCGCAAGCCUACAAUGGCGGAUCAAUUUAUCGUAGUGCAGACAGAGUUGGUGGAGCAGAAGGGCAGGAAAGCGACGGUGAAGGGGACGGUAAGGGAUGUUGAAGGGCAGUUGCUGUUGCAAUGCAGGGCUAUCUUUGUCGAGCCGAAGUACGCGAAAUACUUCUUGGACGCAAAGGCGAUAAAGCAGGAUAUUGAAGGAUAG